Messenger RNA from Cooperia oncophora, 276 nucleotides. The record is from the annotation of a GenBank genome assembly. Lineage: Eukaryota; Metazoa; Nematoda; Chromadorea; Rhabditida; Trichostrongylidae.
AUGGGCCGAAUACCCGGCACAUCAGACUUCAAAGGACUGGGCCAUUACCGCAGUGCCGAGGAAAUUCCUGGGAUCAAGGUUUUCCGAUUUGACGCUCCUCUUUACUUUGCCAAUGCGGAAUUAUUCAUUCUGAGCGUUCACAAUGCGUGCGGCUUGAACCCAGUUCUCGUGAGGUCAAAAUUGAACGAACGUGCAGCAGCCGAGGCGAAGGCGAAGUCGGGCUCAGAGCAACACAUGGAUGCGACGAAAGCAGCAAGUGAUAUGCGUAAGUCAUAG